Molecule: messenger RNA, 966 nt
Organism: Papaver somniferum (opium poppy)
Lineage: Eukaryota; Viridiplantae; Streptophyta; Magnoliopsida; Ranunculales; Papaveraceae
Product: F-box/kelch-repeat protein At3g06240-like
Exons: 1
Coding region: 1-966 (321 amino acids)
Source: RefSeq, a predicted model, not a curated record
AUGGAUUCCCCGUUUCAAUAUUACGAAGAUUUUAAAAUUCGUAUAUUAGGUUCUUGUAAUGGCUUGAUUUGCUUAGGGAUCAAUACCCCUUCAGGGGAUUUUUAUCAUAGACGUAGUGAUAGUAUUUGUGUUUGGAACCCAGCAACUAGAGAAUAUAAGGAUAUACCAUUACCAUCUGCUCCCUCCAGCACUACAGGACGUGAUUACAACCGCGAUUACAACCUCAACUCGUAUGAGGAGUACAAUAUUAUAUAUGGGUUUGGUUACGAUUGCAACAUAGACAAUUACAAGUUGGUAAAAUUUACGCAUUACAAAACGUCUGGUCAUAUUCAAGGUGAGGUGUAUACAUUAGGAUCAGAUAAGUGGAAAACAAUUCACGUUGACAAUCGUUACUCGUUUCCAGACACAUCUUCUGGUUUGCUCCUCAAUGGAGCUCUUCAUUGGUUAUGUGGAACCACUACCCAAAACAAAUCAACUAUACUCUCUUUCAACAUUAGCAAUGAGGGACUCAUCAGUUUUCCUAUUCCCGCAGAAAACAUGCAAUGUGCCAAUCUAGGAGUAUUGGGUGAAUGCCUCUGCUUACUUCCUAAUGAAUGGGUAAGUAAUGAUGUUUGGGUGAUGCUGAAUUAUGGAGCGAGAGAAUCUUGGACUAAGCAGUUCACUUUAAAAGAACUAUGUUGUAGUACUGGAUAUUUUAAUAGGUUUAGUUGUGAUCUUGAGGUGUUAAGGUCUCUUUACAAGGGAGAAACUAUAUUGCGUACAUGGAAAGGUUUUAUAGUACAUGACCCAAAUAAUGGAAGCAAAUUGGAGCCGGAGGUUAGUUUCCAAGGCGAUAUAUUGAAAGGCGGUUGUGUUUAUGCAGAAAGCUUGGUUUCACUCAAUUCUGUUAUUUACGUGGGUAGAGGAAAGCAUAUGGCAGCAAAAAGAAUUGCAACGAGAACAUAUCUGCAAGCAUUGAUUAACUAA